ACUCUCUCUUCGGGUAUCAACGGUAUUGCUUGCGUACUGGUGGAGGAUGUCUUCCUGGAUGCCUACCUCCAAUUCAACCAUGGAAAGAAGAUGAAGCAGAAGAACUUCACUCUCUUUGCUCGUCUAUUAGCCGUACUGCUUGGCCUCAUCAUCAUUGGUCUAGCCUUUCUACUGAAGUAUGUGCCCUCGGGUGUACUAACUAUGGCCUUCAGCAUCUUCGGUGCUGUGGGUGGCCCCAUCUUCACGGUCUUUACAUUGGGAAUCCUCUUCCCCUUUGUUAACAAGUGGGGUGCUCUGUUCGGUUUUCUCGCAAGCCUCGUCACAGGCAUUGGCAUGGCGCUUGGUGCCGUUUUUGCCUACACGUAUAAGGAGUGCGUUGCCGUGCCUCUAACCAAUGCCAGCUGCCCCCUGAGGUCAACUCCUGUGCAUCUGAACACCACCGCCCCACCGUGCGAGACCUAUGAGUGGUCCUUCUUCAAUCUUUCGUCACUCUACUACACGCCACUGUGUUUGAUAGUCGGCAUCCUGAUUUCCUUCCCGAUUAGCUUCUGCACAGGCCUUAGUUCCAAGCGGCCAGUUAGUCAUUCGCUGAUGGCCUGGCAGGCCGUUAAGCUCUACUCCCAUCUGCCCUCCUGCGUUCCCCCGCAGUCUACGAAUGUUCCCGUGACCUCGUCUCACGCCAUGAAACUCUGCGCAAUUGUCGACGGGGGAUCGGGUGAUCUUGGCGUCGAGGAAUCCGAUGUGAAGGAAAAAGAGGAAAUAGACCUAGACGACGACGAGUCCUUAUCCGUUUUCUGA
This is a messenger RNA of Dibothriocephalus latus, 798 nucleotides long. NCBI's taxonomy places the organism in Eukaryota, Metazoa, Platyhelminthes, Cestoda, Diphyllobothriidea, Diphyllobothriidae. The record is from the annotation of a GenBank genome assembly.